AUGUUAUUGACUUUCGGUCUUUCAUCAACUUCAUCAUUGCCGACCUGUUUUAUUUCGGCACCGUUUGUCGGCGAAUGGAUACAGCCGGGUCUUGUCGAUUUGAUAACAAUCAAUAAUACAUCGUGUUCAUUAAAAGGAACGUGUAUUAGUACUGUUGGACAACAAGAUGUCAAAAAUAAAUUUAUCUUCUAUAAUGAACAAACAAGAUGUAAACGUUGUGUUUUAUUUAUUCCCAGACAUUUAAAUGCAUUACAAUAUCGAGAAAGCGAAUGCUUCGAUGCAGACGAUGACAAUGGACGUAUUUGUGGAUCAAUCACGCCUGAUACAGUUUUAUAUACACUCUUCCGGGAUAAUGCUGAAUCAACUCCAUGUCCAUUUGAACAAUCAUGGUAUUUCGAAAAAAAUCAUCAAUUAUCAACAUCAUGUCAAUUAAAAUCAUUUCAACAUUGUUUUUCAUCAAAUACAUUCCAAUUAACAUAUAAUAAUCGAUGUCCAACUAAUCAAAAUGUUCAAGCAACAUGUUUUGCACAUUUUACUGAUGGAAUUAUAAAUUAUGUUGUUGCUCGAAGUAUUGAUCGACAACGAUUUGUUUGUUUUUCUUAUACAAAAACAAAACGUGAUGAACAAUCUAUACCGCCAAAUGAAGUUUAUCUAUCUGCAGAUGAUACAUGUAGAGAUUUACUUACACGUGAAUCAGCUAUUGUA
This is a messenger RNA of Adineta steineri, 705 nucleotides long. Lineage: Eukaryota; Metazoa; Rotifera; Eurotatoria; Adinetida; Adinetidae. The record is from the annotation of a GenBank genome assembly.